GGGAGUUUUACCGUGGAAUUAUCAUACAGAACAAGGAAUUUAUACAAAAGAAGAAAUAUCACGACCUCCACAAACAAUGGCUCUUCCCGAAUACAAGCAAGACUUCAUCAAGACCUGCGUCUCUGCCGGUGCCUUGAAAUUUGGUACCUUCACGCUCAAGUCCAAGCGUGUCUCCCCAUACUUUUUCAAUGCGGGACUAUUCCACCGGGCAGAUCUACUGAGGUCCAUCUCCUCUGCCUAUGCGCACACCCUCAAAGACUAUGGAACUUCCAACCCAGAAUUCCAGUGGGACGUUCUUUUCGGUCCCGCCUACAAGGGCAUUCCGCUUGCUGCUGCCUCAGUAGACAAGCUGGCUGAUCUGGACUUGGAAAAGUAUGGAAAGAAGAGCUACAGCUUCAACCGCAAGGAGGCCAAGACCCACGGCGAGGGUGGAAACAUUGUAGGCGCCUCGCUCAAAGGCCAAAAGAUUGUCAUCGUGGACGAUGUCAUCACAGCAGGUACCGCCAUCCGCGAGGCCAUCGACAUCAUCAAGAAGGAGGGUGGAGAGCUUGUCGGCAUUAUCGUCGCUUUUGAUCGCCUCGAGAAGACCCCCAGUGCGACGGAUGAUGAUGGUACUCCCAGGCCAAGCGCCAUUGGAGAGGUUAGGAAACAGUAUGGAAUCCCCGUGCUCUCCAUCUUGACCUUGGACGAUGUGGUCGAGUACCUCCGAGGCCUGGGCAGUGAGGACGACUUGAAGAGGCUAGACGAGUACCGGGAGAAGUACCGAGCAAGCGACUAAAGAUGGGAUCAGUGCGGAGGACAUGAUUGGGAAUUAGGAUAGAGGAAUGGGCAUAUUAGAAGAGAGCACAGGAUCACAUGAUCGAUGGUUUUUAUGAGAUCUAGGGCAAUACAAAAAUUGAUGAAUUAUGAACUAUGAGGAGCAUCACUUGAUGGGGAUGAUACUUAGACCGAAAAUGUACUGUUUGGCCUGUAGAUAUAAUAAGGGGACGUGGUGGCCAUUGUUUGAACGACAAUAUGCCGUCUGUGGCUUUUUUCUCAUAUUCUGUAAUGCUAUAAUAUACGGAAUAGUU
This is a messenger RNA of Aaosphaeria arxii CBS 175.79, 1070 nucleotides long. Its product is annotated as orotate phosphoribosyltransferase. Gene Ontology annotation, cellular component: cytoplasm. The transcript has a single exon. The record is from RefSeq and is a predicted model, not a curated record. Gene Ontology annotation, molecular function: orotate phosphoribosyltransferase activity. Gene Ontology annotation, biological process: 'de novo' pyrimidine nucleobase biosynthetic process; pyrimidine nucleotide biosynthetic process; pyrimidine ribonucleoside biosynthetic process. Lineage: Eukaryota; Fungi; Ascomycota; Dothideomycetes; Pleosporales. The coding region runs from base 77 to 778 and encodes 233 amino acids.